AUGGUUGAUGAACAGCAGAGAGUUCAGAUUCCUCGAGUGAAACUUGGAACUCAAGGACUUGAGGGUUUGGGUGUAUGGGUCUUUCUGGAUCUUUAUGAUCCGGUCUCAGAUGAUGUUGGCAUAAUGAUCAUUAAGCACGCAUUUGAAGAAGGAAUCACUUUCUUCGAUACAACUGACUUGUAUGGACACAAAACUAAUGAAAUUCUGGUCGAAAAGACAUUGAAGCAGUUACCGCAAGAGAAGGUACAGUUGGCUACAAAAUUCGGCGUUGAAAGCAUUGGUCCAGGUGGUCUUGUUGUCAGUGGCACUCCUGAAUACGUUUGUGCUUCUCUUGAGAGUAGCCUUAAACGCCUUGAUGUGGAUUACAUUGAUCUUUACUAUAUAAUCAGAGUUGACACCAAGACUCCUAUAGAGGAGACUGUUAAUCAUCCAAACAUUUCCUUAUCGGCUGUGUUUUCAGAACCUGACCAGACCGGCUGGUUGGACUGGGAACCAGCUGAUACACUGGUCUGCAACAAGGCAAAAAACUGGUUGAUCCGCAAACUAGUACAGACUGAUGGACCGGGAACCGGCGGUCUGACCGGUUCUACCACCGGUCCAGUUCUGAAAACAUUGCUUGUUGGAUACAUACUAUCCAUCUUUGAAUGGAAGAACUGUAAGAAGUUGGUGGAAGAAGGAAAAAUAAAGUAUAUUGGUAUAUCUGAAGCUAGCCCUGAAACUAUAAGGAGGGCACACGCCGUUCAUCCCAUUACUGCUGUACAAAUGGAGUGGGCCCUCUGGACUCAUGAUAUUGAGGAAGAAGUAGUUCCCCUUUGCAGGGGACUUGGAAUUGGGAUUGUUCCAUACAGUCCCCUUGGUCAAGGUUUCUCUGAAAAUAGUUAUCUGAUAGAUUCAUUGACUGAUUACAAGGUUUCAAGGAGAAAACUUGGACAAAAACAGGAUCUUAUAUUUGAAAGUAGAGAAGUUGGCUGA
Molecule: messenger RNA, 972 nt
Organism: Gossypium raimondii (Peruvian cotton)
Lineage: Eukaryota; Viridiplantae; Streptophyta; Magnoliopsida; Malvales; Malvaceae
Product: probable aldo-keto reductase 1
Exons: 8
Coding region: 1-972 (323 amino acids)
Cellular component (GO): cytoplasm
Source: RefSeq, a predicted model, not a curated record